Messenger RNA from Tyto alba (common barn owl), 2886 nucleotides. It is a transcript of the gene PDZK1, whose product is annotated as PDZ domain containing 1. Gene Ontology annotation, molecular function: protein-membrane adaptor activity; signaling receptor binding. The record is from RefSeq and is a predicted model, not a curated record. NCBI's taxonomy places the organism in Eukaryota, Metazoa, Chordata, Aves, Strigiformes, Tytonidae. Gene Ontology annotation, cellular component: apical plasma membrane. The transcript has 9 exons. Gene Ontology annotation, biological process: protein localization to plasma membrane. The coding region runs from base 46 to 1611 and encodes 521 amino acids.
CAAAAGAGAAUUCCUGUGAAGGCUGCUCCACAGAGACACACAGAGAUGGCUUCUGUUCUCCAGCCCCGAGAAUGUAGAGUGACCAAAAUGCCCCAAAAGAGCUACGGAUUCUACCUGCGUAUUGAGAAAGACACACCAGGGCAUCUCAUCCGGAGUGUGGAAAAGAACAGUCCAGCUGAAAAGGCUGGCUUGAAGGAUGGAGACAGAGUCCUCAGGGUUAAUGGUGUGUUUGUAGACAAGGAGGAACAUGCACAGGUGGUAGAGAUUGUCAAAAACAGCGGGAAUUCUGUUGUACUACUUGUUCUGGAUGAUACAUCCUAUCAAAAGGCAGAAAAGGAGGGAGUGAACUUGGAAGAGCUGGGUCAAAAGAUGUCCACAGGACAGCAGGAGGAGCAGCAGUCCCCACCGCCCAUGGCCAACGGAGCAAUCACUGCAGUUCCACAGCCCCGGCUCUGCUACCUGGUGAAGGAAGAGAAAGGCUACGGCUUCUCUCUGAAAACCACAGAAGGACAGAAAGGGUUGUUCAUAGUAGAGCUUUCAUCACAAGGAGCAGCUGCAAAGGCUGGUGUCCAAAAUAACGAUCGCCUGAUUGAAAUCAAUGGAAAAAAUGUGGAAAAUGACACACAUGAGGAAGUGGUGGAAAAGGUAAAGAAGUCUGAAAAUCAUGUUAUAUUUCUACUUGCAAAUGAAGAAACGGACCACUAUUACACAAGCCAGAAGAUGGUACUGAGCAAAGAGAGCGCUAACCUAAGAUUGCUUCCCCUCAAACCACGACUUAUUGAGAUCCAGAAAGGAAAAAACGGUUAUGGCUUUUAUCUACGGAUGGAACAAAAUACUGGUGAUCAUGUAAUCAAGGAUGUUGAUUCUGGGAGCCCAGCAGCCAAGGCAGGUCUCAAAGACAAUGACAUCUUAGUAGCUGUCAAUGGCGAGCAAGUGGAUGGUCUGGAUCAUGGAAGCGUAGUGGGAAAAAUUAAGCAGUCUGAGGCAAAAACCACACUGCUGGUAGUGGAUAAGGAGACUGACGCCAUGUAUAAACUGGCUCAACUUUCCCCCUUCUCAUACUACUACAAAGCAAAAGAUCCAACUCCAGCUGAAAUGGAGGAAAGAGUGGAGUUGCACACUGAGCAGAAAGUGAACCACAAGCCAAGAAUCUGCAAGAUGGUGAAAGGGCCUAGUGGAUUUGGCUUCAGUUUAAACAUGAUCAAGAACAAGCCUGGACUGUUCAUCAAUGAGGUACAAAACCAUGGGCCAGCCGACACAGCAGGUGUUGAAAAUAAUGACUUUUUGGUGGAAGUGAACGGGGUGAAUGUGAUUAAUGAAUCCUAUGACAAAGUGGUGGCAAGAAUCCAAGACAGUGGUGACAGACUAACGCUACUGGUGUGCAACAAAGAUGCUUACAAAUACUUCCAGGGCCAGAACAUUCCCAUCACAGCCUCUAUGGCAGAUUCAGUCCAUGACACUUUUGAACCUCCUGCUUAUACAGAAAACUAUCCAUCAGAGCCAAAGCGAAACUCACCUGAACCAAGGGAACGGGCAAGCUCAUUCUCUUCUUCACAAUCAGCUGCCUCUACAAGAGCAGACAGUGACAACAAUGAUGACACAAAGUUGUGAGAAGACCAACUAGGCCAAGAACAAAAAAAAAAAAGAAACCUACCAAAUCCUCUUUCUUCAAUCAUUCUUUGCUACAUCUCCCAGAACGUGACUAUUCCUAGAGUGCCAUACCUGUAAAGGACUGCAAUCUCAUGCUGAAAUGCAGCUGCCUGAAAUAAACACUUCAGUGUAACUUGCAUUCAUUUAACACACUGCAGUUGUACUUCAUUGGCUUUCUGCCUUGCAAAGCAGGCAGUCACUUACUUCUGUAAAGGCUUAAAUAACUAGAAGUAUAUAAUUAAGUAUACUGCAGCAGAAGGUGAAAACAUUUUAUAGAUUUGUUAAGCAUCUUAGCCUUUUAAGGAUAAGCUCUUAAUAAAGAGCAACUGAUUUCUCCCCAUCUCCCAGGAGAGGCAGUUCUCCCCCUAAUUCAAGUCCAUCAACUUGAUCUCCGAGGCAACUCUUCUGUGCUAUAUUUACAGCAGUACAACUGCUGUGAAAUGGCAUAAGCCAAUGUACUCUCUGCAUUAUGCUCCUUUCUCCUCCUAACAUUGCAGAAAUUUCUUUCAAAUAUUAAGCUAACUUCAUAAUUCAUAACUCAAGAUGUUUAAACACUAUUCUCUCUCUGCAUACAGCUGUGGAUCACAGUACUUAGAAUAGCAUACACAAUUCAGUCAUGCAGGUUUGUCUAACUUCAACAACACAUUGUCUUGAAUGUGACAUAAAUGGCUCUGUAACACUGCUGACAUAUACUUUGCCUCCUUACUGUAUACCAAAGACAACACAGUAAUAAACUGUUUAGAGUGGCUAUUUUUUUCCCCCAGGUCUUACUCUUACCACCUAUGCUUUGUGCUCCAGAACAAUUUUAAAAUAAAUGAAGCCUAGGAGAGUGGUUAUAGGAAGCUGAAAAGUUUAAGUCACAUGAAUAAAAUUUACUUCUAUGCCUUGUAUUACAUCAAGAAGGGCUACUGUAGAAGAAUACACGGGUUGUGGGGAACACCAAAUUUACAGUAUGUAAGCUAAACAAGGCAUAAAUGUGGUCUUUGACUUCACACUGAACUCUAGCAAAGACGAACCCUAAACUGCAGUUUCAUUUAUGCAGGGGAGAAAGCAAAUCCUAGCCACCUUCUAGCUCACUUCCAGCCAAAUCUUUGGGGCUGACAAAAAACAACUGUGAUACUUGCAUGAGUUUUACAAAAGCUUAUUUAAUUCCACAGACUCAAACAUUCAACUCCAGAAUUGCCAUCCUCUGAAUCCCAAUUAUGAGUUGAUUUUCAAAACAAAAAUCACGUUUCC